AUGUGGCCCGCGGCUUCGCCGACGGCGCUCGCCACUGCAACGACCGUGGCCGUCUUCCUGACGGUGGUCGUCGGAAAGUUUGGACGGAUAAGUUCUACCCCCGUCCAACAACCAGGGAAAUUGCCGACGCUCAACCAUUUCAUAAAGCACUAUACGCCUGCGGAAUACGACCGGGACGGCUUGUUGGAACAGCACCGGAGGAUGCGCAGGGACGCCACCGUCGCUAGUAAUCAACGACUGCAAUCGCCGUUACGGCUCACCAUCGCCACGCCACACAGGACGUUCAAAAUGUUGCUGACGCCGGACGAGAAACUAUUCGCUGACGACGUGGUGUUCGAGGGCUCGGGAGAUCGGCCAAUACCGUUUGAUCCAGGCAAAGCUUACGUCGGCACAUUGGAAGACGAGGAGACAGUGACCGUGCGUGGCAUCGUGACAUCCGACGGGCUGUUCGACGGCACCAUCAGCACUGCCGCCGAGGAAUACUUUGUGGAACCUUCGUCGCGGUAUGGCGAUGGGUCGGUGCUACCGUACCACAGCGUCGUGUACCGUUUGUCGGACGUGGCCGGUCCGAAGUCGGCUGGUGGCGGUUGCAGGUCGGAGGCGCUGCGCGAACGCCGGUCGGCCGACAAGGGCCACGCCGACGCCGAAAGGCUGGUGAACCAGACGUAUGACACAGAGGGCGUGAUACUGGUACGGUCGCCAAACGGCACCAUCGUGAACCGGAGUAGGCAGUCGGCCACCAGCAAGACGUCCGUGCCGAAGCCCAACUGGUACGACCCGAACGACCAGCGCAAGAUACUGGUGGCCGUGGCCGGCGACGAGGCCAGCAGCAACCUGGUGGUGGAUGACAGCGGCACUUACGAUCCGUUCGAGAACCGCAAGAAGGGGCUGGGUGGGUUCGUCGACAACCGGAAGACCACGUGCAUGCUGUACCUCCAGGCCGACCACCUGUUCUACGAGAAGUACGGCAGGGAAGAGACGUGCAUCGAAGUCAUGACUAGACACGUGCAGAGGGUGAAUGCCAUUUACAGGAACACUGACUUUAAUCAAGACGGCAAACCAGACAAUAUAAGCUUCAUGAUUAAGAGGGUGAAAGUGCACUCUAACCCAGACCCUACCUACAAGUUCCUGGGGAAUUACGGAGUAGAGAAGUUUUUAGAAAUAUUUUCGGAGGAAGAUUACGAUGCCUUUUGUUUGGCUUACAUGUUCACGUACAGAGAUUUUGAAAUGGGUACUUUGGGUUUGGCGUGGACUGGGGAUUUGAAGAACGCCGGCGGUGUAUGCGAAAAAAACGGACAUUACAGGGGUAGUUUAAAAAGUUUGAACACCGGUAUAGUGACGCUAUUGAAUUACGGAAAACACGUACCUUCUGCAGUGUCUCACGUUACUCUGGCACACGAAAUUGGCCAUAACUUUGGUUCGCCGCACGACCCCGAGAUAUGUACACCCGGCGGUGACGACGGCAACUAUAUUAUGUUCGCUCGAGCGACUUCGGGCGACAAGAAAAAUAAUAAUAGGUUUUCGCCGUGUAGCUUGUCCGCUAUAAAUCCUGUACUAAAUGUCAAAGCCAGGAGUACUAGAGGAUGUUUCACCGAACCGCAAACAUCGAUUUGUGGUAACGGCGUCGUUGAACCUGGCGAAGAGUGCGAUUGCGGGUGGGAAGAGGACUGCAAAGACGCGUGUUGUUUCCCUCAAAGGAGAUACUCUCCGCCCGAAGAACCGCCUUGCAGAUUGACGGCAAAGAGUGUCUGUAGCCCUUCACAGGGACCUUGUUGCACGAACGAUUGCAAUUUGAAAAUAGGAGAACUUUGUCGCAAUGACAACGGUUGCCGCGAUGCUAGUUACUGCAAUGGCAUGACUCCUACCUGUCCUGCUUCUAUCAACAAGCCAAAUAAGACUGUAUGCAACGAAGAGUUUGUGUGUUACAUGGGAGAAUGUACUGGAUCUAUAUGUCUAGCAUAUGGACUCGAAUCCUGCCAAUGUUUACCCACCCCUCAGGACUCUCCCACAAAAGCGUGCGAGUUGUGUUGUAAACUACCCGGUGAAAACCAACCUUGUUUGUCAUCAUAUUCUUGGAAUAACGUGCCAUACGACAUACCAGAUAUGUAUUCUAAGCCAGGUACUCCUUGCAACGACUACAAUGGAUAUUGUGAUGUAUUUCAAAGAUGUAGAGAGGUUGAUCCAUCCGGACCUUUAGCAACGCUUCGAAAAUUGUUGUUAUCUGAAGAAAGUAUUGCCUCAUUUAAAAAAUGGGCUAUAGAUCAUUGGUACUAUUCUGGUCUAAUAGUGGCCUCUUUCCUGUUGAUGCUGGUUCUAAGUACGCGGUUGUUUGGAAAACGAUCGGAUCCAAAAUUAAAAUCGGUGACGAUCAUCCACAGUUCGACCACAGAAACUGUCCGGUUGCCAGCUGACGGUGACAAUCAAAACGUUACCGUUCAUCCCGCUGCCGUGCGUUCGAAACUCCCAUUAAAAAAACGCGUACGUGAAAAACGCAACGUAAACAACAACAACAGCCCCGCGAAAAAGAGUCGCAAGAACGUCGCAGCGGAGGAAGAGUCGACAACGGAGACGUCUUCGCCCAAAAAAGUCGGCCCGGGAGCCCAAAAGAAAGAACGGAAGACGAGGCGAAAGAAAUCAAAAGGCGUCAUCGACUACAGCGUCGCCCAGAACAAAGUGCUAGUUGCAAACAAGAAAACUCCCGAAGACGAUCCGCUUGGCAAGGUUCGUAAUUGGCUGUUGAACUCGCAUCACAUCGAGGCUCUCGGUGGCACGCUGAGAAAGUCAAAGUCUUCGCCAGCCGGUUUCGCGAACCCCCCUGAACCGCCCAGGCCGGUGGUCAAAGCUCAACCAAAAAACAAAGACAAUCAAGUUAGUUUGCAGGUAGUGUACAAGCCGCCGUUCAAGUUUAGCGUCAAGCUCAGCAAGUCCAAACCGGACCUGACGAAAGACAAGCGGCCGGACCGGACCAAGCAGCGCGCGGCCCUGUUGAUCCGGGCCAACCGGGCUCGCGGUGGCGGUGGCGGCGCCACCGGUGCUGCCAAGCAACAAGCGAAGAAGCAGCAAGCCAAUAACGGCAGUAGCAGCCGGGUCGCCCCGCAGGAGCCGAAGAACGCGUCGGCCGCGGCCACCGCGAGCAGACUGCAGCCACCGGAGCCCAUAUACGAGAACGCGGCCAUCGACUUGCUGCGCAUGUCGUCCACAGAACACGACGGCCACCAGCCGAUAUUCCCGGUGGCCGCGUCUCCGCCAAACAAACAGAGGAAGUCGUUCGCGGGCGUGGACGCGAAAACCGACGAGGCGCCCCGGUCCAAGCGGAACAGCGUGCCACAACAGUCUCUGCAGCAGCCGAGCACGUCGGGUAACAGCAACCUGAUGCGGUUCCCGUCCACCGAGAACAAGCAGCAGGCCAACAACAAUUGUCCCGCGCCCUCCAAUAACGCGAAUAGUAAAGACGAAAAAACGUGA
This is a messenger RNA of Macrosiphum euphorbiae (potato aphid), 3465 nucleotides long. The record is from the annotation of a GenBank genome assembly. Lineage: Eukaryota; Metazoa; Arthropoda; Insecta; Hemiptera; Aphididae.